Molecule: messenger RNA, 1810 nt
Organism: Didymella exigua CBS 183.55
Lineage: Eukaryota; Fungi; Ascomycota; Dothideomycetes; Pleosporales; Didymellaceae
Exons: 3
Coding region: 330-1718 (462 amino acids)
Source: RefSeq, a predicted model, not a curated record
AUCGGAACCAUCACUACACUGACCGAUCAGCUUCAACACAUCGAGCCACACUGGUACCAUUGUUCGACGCUCCUACGAAAAAUCACCAUGGAGACGUCGACUCGCCGGUGGAGAUUGAUCUCCUGCUGUGAUACCACAAACCUGCAACGCCUCGUUUUCGACGUUGCACAGAUUGAGGGCCCCAAACACUCGAAUAGCAUGAUAAUCUAUUUUCCCCGAGCCCACGCAGCGAUCUCGCAAAGGAUCAUACACCCUUAGGACCCGCGCCAUACCAACGGCACGAAUGACUCCAGAUAUCCCAACUCGAAACCCCCUCCGACGCACAAGAUAUGCAUGUCGAUGCCAGAAAUGUUCCCGCGUCCUCGAUACUUGCCAUUGUCGCUACGCUGGCCUCGGUCGCGCUAUUGAGCUUCUCGCUCAGAGCUUAUACUCGUGGAAGACUCCUACGCAGCCUCGGUACUGAUGAUUGGCUGCUUCUCGUUGCAACAUUGUGUGCCAUUGGAGUCAUUGUGUUGGUCGUCGUACUGAGUGUGGGAAAUCAAAAAUGGCCCGCUGCGGCAGAUGAUGACCGAACGACAUCGCUACUGCUGUGGGUAGUUAAUCUGCUUCAUACAUUAGGCAUUGGAUUCGUCAAGCUUUCGGUAGCACUCACCAUGCUGAGACUUGACACCCGUAGCUGGCACCGACACACCAUUUGGGUGUAUAUCUGCUUUGCGGCCUUCUUUACAGUCCUCUGGUUCGGUUCUGCACUAUUGUUUGCAGGCCCUAUCACUGUCGACUGGAGCUCGACCAGUGAGCCCGAAGCUGUAUGGAGACUCUUUGGCUUCGUCAAUAGCAUACUGGACUUGCUCACAAUCUUUCUGGUUGUCUUGCUUCCUCUGCCUCUACUCCGGGACCUGGAGCUCAAACUCUUACGCAAGAUAACUCUAGUUGUAGUCUACAUGUUUACCGUUACGGUUAUAGCUGCCGCAAGCGUGCGAACAUACUUCCUCCACACUCGCUGGCAGAACACGGGAACAGACGACCCUACACCACUGAUCCUAAUGUGCUCAUCCAUCGAGCUCACCUUGGGAUUAACAGCAGCCUCACUCCUCACACUGCCGACCUUCUUCUCCUCACUCAGCCACCAUAGGCCCAGCAAGACGAAUUCCACCUCUAUCGACUCCUCACCACCCCGCUACCCAUCCCACACCUACGCAUCGACCGAAACUGUCAUACAUCACCCAGAUGCUACCUCGUCGCGCUUUCACGACGACGAGUCAAACCUCGACUUCGACAUCGAGACGCCAAACCGCACACGCACACAUACCAUGCGGACGCGUGGCACCCACAGUCGCAAUGUGUCUGACUGGAGCCAGUUCUCUGGAUUCACAUACUACACAACUACAGCCAACUCUGGCCCGACCUCGCCGCGCCGAUCGCGGGUUGCUAGUAUGAACGAGAUGGAGAUGCGGACCAGAACGAUUGGAGUGGGCAGAGCGGCGGAUGAUGCGAACAUGAGUGCGAAUAUAGGGAUUGCUGUUACGACGCUGCACAACAAACCUGUGCGAGAUUCUGAAGCGGGCGAGGAUAUGGCAGAGUUGGCAGAGCUGGCCAGACUGUUCGCCGACAAAAGCAAGGAUUGGGGAACGGAGACGUGUCGCAGCAGGCGCACAAGUGUGACGGCGGAAGGGUAUCACACCAGUGAGCACAUGUCGAACAACACAGCCGCAAGAUAGGAGUUGCACGACCGCUUCUCGGACCUGCAUGCUUGAAAUGACAAUGCUCAUUUUGAUAGCUAUAUAGAAGCAGCCUACACUCAACGGAGCAG